This is a messenger RNA of Stegastes partitus (bicolor damselfish), 6112 nucleotides long. It is a transcript of the gene sf3b1, whose product is annotated as splicing factor 3b, subunit 1. Gene Ontology annotation, biological process: spliceosomal complex assembly. Lineage: Eukaryota; Metazoa; Chordata; Actinopteri; Pomacentridae. Gene Ontology annotation, molecular function: mRNA binding. The record is from RefSeq and is a predicted model, not a curated record. The transcript is spliced from 21 exons. Bases 2301 to 5777 code for a protein of 1158 amino acids.
UUUGCUCCUUUUUUGUCGUCAUUACAUCUUCCCCAUUUCUUCCCCCCUUUAUUCAUGGUUCACUUUUUUGUGACACCCCCACACCCAUAAGUUUUGCUGUUCAACCCUUCGACCACAAUGCAAUAGCUUGCUUCCCAGACUCGAUGCCUUCCCUGUGGUCAAUCCUGUGUGGUCCAACAACAUUUUGUCUCAUUGUUUUUGUUUCCAAAUGUCCGCGUGGGCUCAUAGUUUGAUUUUCAGUAUUUUGGUUUGGGAGAGUGUCACUGUUGUGAUGUGCAAACAGAAGGUGUGUGAAGUGGGGUUACCAUGAUUUUCAGCGGGAGAGGUGGUUGGGUGUUACCCUAACAAACGUGGGUCGCAGAUGGGUUGUGUGUGAGUCGAAGGGUUAACAUCCCAUGUGAUUUAUGACGGGAAGGGGCAGCGUCCUCCUGUUACAGUGUGUGAGGGUUAGCUAUGGUCCAGCAGACCUGCCAGUGCACUGAGCACAGCAGAUAAAGAUCUCAGAGGCUCUGGUGUAGUCAAACCACAGGUAUGAGGGGAGAAAACAGGAAUGUAUAAGGACAUGAAACUCAGACGUUAGGUCUUCCUAAUUUCUUUUUAUCUGAACUCUAAUUUAAACAUCAUGUAGCUGCUGGUUUGUCAAACUGCAAAUGAAUUUAGGCCUCAGCACAGAAAAACUGCAUGACAAGUUAGUUAUCUUAUUUUCAAUAAACCAGCGUCCUGACAGAGCUGGAAAUCAUCAUUUCUAUCUUCAGACUGAGCAUUUUUAGCUUAUGUGACUUUCUAUAGUAUUAACCCUCUGAAGGCCAACCAGCCUCUGGGUGUUUUUUGCUCCCGUCUCAUUUUUCUCACUGUGGCUAAUUUUUUUCUGCAGUAUCAAGUCCUGCAGCUCUGUGGGAAAUAGAGAGAAAUUAAAGAUGUGCUCUGUGUGGUAUGACGCCGUUACGAUGCCAUAAAUCUUAAAAAAGAAAAAGUUGAUUUUCUUUAAUUAUUUGUGGCAAAAAAAAAUAGAAAAAGCCUGAAAUCAACUUGGAAAAUGGUUUUCCAAAUGCCCACGUGUAAUCGAUGCUGGAAUAAAUAGAAGCUCUACAUACGUGCAAACAGUUUAUUUACAGUAGAUUAUAAACUGGAGACAUGUAAAACAAAGUGAUUUUGAUUAAAUGUCACGAUUUUAAGCUUAGAGUUGGUUAAUUUCCCAGUGAUUUCUUUUCUGUUUUUGACAGCACGUCUUUUAAAACUUCUGGCCAGUUUUGGGUUUCAGAGGGUUAAACUGUACCUGAAAAUAAACCACAAACACUGACUAAGAGCCAGCUAGUUUAUCUUUAUUUCCGUAUUUAUUGCAUCGUCACUUCCCUUGAACAUAUGAGCCUACGUGGCCGAGUGUCUGAGCUUUGGUGUAGGUAGGGCUCAUGUGAAGCCUGCAUGUAGAGAGAGCUCUUUGUACAAAGUUGUUGUGUAAAUAUAUUUUUAUUUUACAACUCUCUCUGUAAAAUAGAAAUAUGUUAUCAAGAAAAUUGUGUACCGCAAUACCACAGGCCCAUACUAACUGUCCUUAAUUUCUCUCCUACAGCAGUACUGCUUUGCCAGUCCUGUACUGCACUCUGUUAAGGGUGCAGCAACUCGUCCUGUGUAGGUUAUGGGAACACAGAGAUCUUGUCAGUUUGGUCAGGGAACACUGGCUGCUUGUUUGGGGGCUUUGAGGGGAUCAGAUGCAGCUACAACAACCCCCAAGAGCCUCUUUUUAUUUGGCUUUUAAGUUCCAACAAGUUAAGAUGAAAUUUCCCACGAUGGAAAAACCACAGCCCAAAUACCUGCUACGUAGCCUUACCUUUAUCCUGAAAAGGAAGUCAAGAUCUAAAUGUAAAUAAUGAGCAGUGCUCUGGAUUUUUCCACUAUAUUUGGGCUUUAGUUACCAGUAAUUUCCUUAUAUUUUUAUUUAAAUGCAUAAGUAAAUACUCAUUUUUGAUUUUACUGUGUGUAGCCUCCAAAUCUUGACUUCAUUUCUUUGCUAGUGUAAGUAAUUGGGAAUCUGGACCACAGAGUCCAUGACUUAUUCUCUAGUUUUGUGGUUAAGCCCCAAGAAGAUGCUUUGUUCUUUGAGUGCCGUAAAUCAAUGCAACACAGGUGGUAUGCUGUUGUGUGUGAGUUCAAACCCUUUUCCAAAGUGUUACUAAUGGUAAAGAGAAAUUUUCUAGGCUUCUUUUCUGCCGGUUGAAGUCUGACUGCAGAAGGACCCUUGGCACUGAAAGUGGGGCAAAACGCCGGACCCCAAGCUGCAGGUCAGGUCGUACGUGGACGUCAUGUUGGAGCAGAACCUGUCCAAAGAGGAGAGAGAGAUCCGUCAGCAGCUGGCUGAGAAGGCCAAGUCGGGGGACCUGAAAGCUGUGAAUGGGUCCGCUGCCACACAAGCUGUCGCCAAACGUAAACGUCGCUGGGACCAGACAGCUGACCAAACCCCCUCCAACGCUACGCCCAAAAAGAUGUCCAGCUGGGACCAAGCUGACGCCUCUUCUGAGACCCCAGGACACACCCCUGCACACACACCUUCUAACAGCCGAUGGGACGAAACCCCCGGCCGCCCCAAAGGCAGCGAGACCCCCGGGGCCACACCCAGCAGCCGCAUGUGGGACCCCACCCCCAGCCACACACCUGCAGGGGCCGCCACACCUGGCAGGGACACACCCGGCCACGCCACGCCGGGUCACGGUGGAGCCACAGGGAGCGUUCGCAAGAACCGCUGGGACGAAACCCCGAAGACAGAGAGGGAGACCCCCGGACACGGCAGCGGCUGGGCCGAGACCCCCCGAACAGAUCGAGGAGACGAGUCGGUCGGCGAGACGCCAACUCCAGGAGCCAGCAAGAGGAAGUCUCGCUGGGAUGAAACUCCUGCCAGUCAGAUGGGAUCCUCAACGCCACUACUGACCCCCGGAAAGACCCCCAUCGGGACCCCAGCUAUGAACAUGGCAACGCCCACCCCAGGACACCUGAUGAGCAUGACUCCAGAGCAGCUGCAGGCCUGGAGAUGGGAGCGAGAGAUCGAUGAGAGGAACCGGCCUCUGACAGACGAGGAGCUGGACGCCAUGUUCCCUGAGGGCUACAAGGUCCUGCCUCCUCCAGCCGGAUACGUACCGAUCCGUACUCCGGCCCGGAAGCUGUCGGCCACGCCCACGCCUAUCGGCGGCAUGACGGGCUUCCACAUGCAGGCAGAAGACCGAACUACGAAGCAGAUGAACGACCAGCCGUCAGGAAACCUGCCCUUCCUCAAACCUGACGACAUCCAGUACUUUGACAAGCUGCUGGUGGAGGUGGAUGAGUCCACGCUGAGCCCUGAGGAGCAGAAGGAAAGGAAGAUCAUGAAGCUGCUGCUGAAGAUCAAGAAUGGGACUCCGCCCAUGAGGAAGGCUGCUCUGCGUCAGAUCACCGAUAAGGCUCGUGAAUUCGGAGCAGGUCCGCUGUUCAACCAGAUCCUGCCGCUGCUCAUGUCGCCCACACUGGAGGACCAGGAGCGCCACCUGCUGGUCAAAGUCAUCGACCGCAUCCUCUACAAACUGGACGACCUGGUCCGACCGUACGUGCACAAGAUCCUGGUGGUGAUCGAGCCGCUGCUGAUCGAUGAGGAUUACUACGCCAGAGUGGAAGGCAGAGAGAUCAUCUCCAACUUGGCAAAGGCUGCUGGUUUGGCCACCAUGAUCUCCACGAUGCGUCCCGACAUUGACAACAUGGACGAGUACGUCAGAAACACGACGGCCCGAGCCUUCGCCGUGGUGGCCUCGGCCCUCGGCAUCCCGUCGCUGCUGCCCUUCCUCAAAGCUGUGUGCAAGAGUAAGAAGUCCUGGCAGGCGCGACACACUGGCAUCAAGAUCGUGCAGCAGAUCGCCAUCCUGAUGGGCUGCGCCAUCCUGCCUCACCUGCGCAGCUUAGUGGAGAUCAUCGAACACGGUCUGGUGGACGAGCAGCAGAAGGUCAGGACCAUCAGCGCUCUGGCUAUCGCUGCCCUGGCCGAAGCUGCCACGCCGUACGGUAUCGAGUCCUUUGAUUCUGUCCUGAAGCCGCUGUGGAAAGGCAUCCGGCAGCACAGAGGAAAGGGUCUGGCUGCUUUCCUCAAAGCCAUCGGCUAUCUGAUCCCGCUGAUGGACGCUGAGUACGCCAACUACUACACCAGAGAGGUGAUGCUGAUUCUCAUCAGAGAGUUCCAGUCUCCUGACGAGGAGAUGAAGAAGAUCGUGCUGAAGGUGGUGAAACAGUGCUGUGGCACCGACGGUGUGGAAGCAAACUACAUCAAGACUGAGAUCCUGCCGCCGUUCUUCAAGCACUUCUGGCAGCACAGGAUGGCUCUGGACAGACGCAACUACAGACAGCUGGUGGACACCACGGUGGAGCUGGCCAACAAAGUGGGAGCAGCGGAGAUCAUUUCUCGCAUCGUGGACGACCUGAAGGACGAGGCGGAGCAGUACAGGAAGAUGGUGAUGGAGACCAUCGAGAAGAUCAUGGGCAACCUGGGCGCCGCCGACAUCGACCACAAGCUGGAGGAGCAGCUGAUCGACGGGAUCCUGUACGCCUUCCAGGAGCAGACCACUGAGGACUCGGUGAUGCUGAACGGGUUCGGUACCGUGGUGAACGCCCUCGGGAAGCGAGUGAAGCCCUACCUGCCUCAGAUCUGCGGUACGGUUCUGUGGCGUCUCAACAACAAGUCGGCUAAAGUCCGUCAGCAGGCCGCCGACCUGAUCUCCAGAACCGCCGUGGUGAUGAAGACCUGCCAGGAGGAGAAGCUGAUGGGUCACCUGGGUGUGGUUCUGUACGAGUACCUGGGAGAGGAGUACCCCGAGGUUCUGGGCAGCAUCCUGGGAGCCCUGAAGGCCAUCGUCAACGUCAUCGGUAUGCACAAGAUGACUCCACCAAUCAAGGACCUGCUUCCCCGUCUGACGCCCAUCCUGAAAAACCGACACGAGAAGGUUCAGGAGAACUGCAUCGACCUGGUGGGAAGGAUCGCCGACAGGGGAGCGGAGUACGUGUCGGCCAGGGAGUGGAUGAGGAUUUGUUUUGAGCUGCUGGAGCUGCUCAAAGCUCACAAAAAGGCGAUUCGCAGAGCCACCGUCAACACGUUCGGCUACAUCGCCAAGGCCAUCGGGCCUCACGACGUCUUGGCGACUCUGCUCAACAAUCUGAAGGUUCAGGAGCGUCAGAACCGGGUCUGUACCACCGUGGCCAUCGCCAUCGUGGCCGAGACCUGCUCGCCGUUCACGGUGCUGCCGGCGCUCAUGAACGAGUACCGAGUCCCUGAACUCAACGUGCAGAACGGCGUCCUCAAGUCGCUGUCCUUCCUGUUCGAGUACAUCGGAGAGAUGGGCAAAGACUACAUCUACGCCGUGACGCCGCUGCUGGAGGACGCCCUGAUGGACCGAGACUUGGUCCACCGACAGACGGCCAGCGCCGUGGUCCAGCACAUGUCUCUGGGCGUCUACGGUUUCGGCUGCGAGGACUCUCUGAACCACCUGCUGAACUACGUCUGGCCCAACGUGUUCGAGACGUCGCCUCACGUCAUCCAGGCCGUGAUGGGAGCUCUGGAGGGGCUGAGGGUCGCCAUCGGACCCUGCCGCAUGCUGCAGUACUGCUUACAGGGCCUGUUCCAUCCAGCCAGGAAGGUGAGGGACGUCUACUGGAAGAUCUACAACUCCAUCUACAUCGGCUCUCAGGACGCUCUGAUCGCUCACUACCCGCAGGUCUACAACGACGACAAGAACGUCUACGUCCGCUACGAGCUCGAGUACGUCCUGUAAAUACCGGUCUGUCCAUCCAUCGAUGGAUCGUCUCCCCCCUCCAUCGUCUCUCCAUCGUCGGUUUUUAUUUAGCGGCUGAACCUUCAGCCUCUCCUGGAACCUUGUAGAGUCUGUAUGUAUUUUUUUAAUUUCUGUUGUUGUUUGCUGAGAAACAGUUGGUCGGACAAGCGUUGAUUUAAGGAACAGUCACAUCACAACGUUUUUGAAUAUCUCCAUUAUUUUGUCUGUGUGUAUUGAUUAUCGAUAGGCCACUUUCUCCAUGUUUCACAGCUCCUCUGUUCUUAUUAGAUCGAUGCUUUAUUUAACCAAAUAAAACGUUUGUGUAUAAAAAUCCA